This is a messenger RNA of Drosophila innubila, 636 nucleotides long. RefSeq lists its product as uncharacterized. Bases 1 to 636 code for a protein of 211 amino acids. Lineage: Eukaryota; Metazoa; Arthropoda; Insecta; Diptera; Drosophilidae. Gene Ontology annotation, molecular function: heme binding; oxygen binding. The transcript is spliced from 3 exons. The record is from RefSeq and is a predicted model, not a curated record.
AUGAGCAAAAGUUUCUCCAAAAUUUCUAUUGGUUCCACACAUUCCAGUGCGGAAGGCACUCAAGUCGAAGUAGAGCAGAUAUUUCCCAAGAAGCUGGCUGAAUUCAAAGUAGGUCCCAUAUACGAUGAUAUGGGAUUUACGCUUAACGAGAGAUUAGCAUUAAGGCAGGCUUGGAGAGUCAUUAAGCCUUUUGAGCGACGCUAUGGAAAAGAGAUAUACUUCGCUUUUUUAAUGGAACACUACAAGUCAUUUGAAAAUUUUCGACGGUCGGGACGACUUGACCUGCACAGUUUGCAUAGUCAUUCGUUGUCCUUUAUGCGCUUCAUAAGUGCGGUUAUUGAGCAGAAAGAUCCUGUUGCGUUCCAUGCAAUGCUAAGUGACAUGUACUCACUGCACUGUCGGGCUAAUGUCAAUCCCGACUAUAUGGAGAUCAUUGUAAAAGCUCUAAUUAGUUACAUUCUCGAUAAGCUUAAAGAUGUUUGCUCAGCUUCUUUGGAGAGUGGCUUUCAGAGGCUUUUCGACAAGUUCCAUGCCUUCUAUGACGAGGAAACGAAUAAAGGAUUAAGUUUUGUAUUUAGGCGAAGCGAAAGCCAGGAAAAUUAUCGGGAAAGCGCCGAUACCGCUAAAUCUCAGUGA